Messenger RNA from Bursaphelenchus xylophilus (pine wood nematode), 421 nucleotides. Lineage: Eukaryota; Metazoa; Nematoda; Chromadorea; Rhabditida; Aphelenchoididae. The record is from the annotation of a GenBank genome assembly.
AUGGCACCACCACGGAUUUUGUUCAAACUUGAUCGGGAAUUUAUUCCCUGCGGGGUCUUCAAAAAUGGUUGCCCUCCAGGCACAGAAUGCUAUGGGAGCUACAUGUAUGUUGAAUUUAACUUUUUUUAUUAUUUUACUGUGGUUUUAUUCGUGACUUAUUUCUGACAUGAGUGUGUUCAGGCAAAAAGACUAUCCUUUUACCUGCGCUACGGAGUCGAUGGCUACAAUGGACGGAUGGAUGGGUCAUAUCGAGGAGAACCCGUUUUUAUCCAAGCCAUGUUGGUUCUACAUUCUGAUAAGCCUAAUCCUCGCUCUAUUUAUUGUCGCUGUCAUCGCCAUAUGUUGGUCGCGUAAGAAGAAAGAGGAGGAAGUCGAGGAAAUUGUCCAUUAUAACCAGCUGCUCAGAGUACAUGAUGAAUAA